Cyclopterus lumpus (lumpfish) is the source of this 3837-nucleotide messenger RNA. RefSeq lists its product as uncharacterized. Bases 230 to 3598 code for a protein of 1122 amino acids. Gene Ontology annotation, biological process: intracellular protein transport; endoplasmic reticulum to Golgi vesicle-mediated transport. Gene Ontology annotation, cellular component: COPII vesicle coat. Gene Ontology annotation, molecular function: protein binding; zinc ion binding. The transcript has 28 exons. Lineage: Eukaryota; Metazoa; Chordata; Actinopteri; Perciformes; Cyclopteridae. The record is from RefSeq and is a predicted model, not a curated record.
UCUCCAUGAACAUCGGAGAACUGGUCGACAUCAGCCGAGCCUCGGGCCCGGAGAGCUUUCAAAGCCCAGUGGUUUGUGGGAAAUGUGGCGCUGCCUUGUCGAGUCUGAGCUCCGUGCAGAGGAACGUAAGUUUCUCUGAACCCGAGCUUCAUCGUUUUCCUCCACAUUGACACGACUUCUGCUUCUUUCCCUUCACAUAGAAUUGAUUUCUCAGAGCUUUCCUCCCCCGAUGGUCCAGGUCUGGGUGUGCGAGUUCUGCCGAUGUGAAAACGCCGCGAACGACAGUGUGAAGGGAGAGUGUGUCGCACCCGCACGCGCACACGCACGCGCACGCGCACGCGCACACGCACACGCCGACCACCUUUACCUGCUGGCUCAGAGCGACGACGACUACCAGAACCUGGAGGACACGCUGGUGGUGUUCUGUGUGGACAUCUCUGGCAGCAUGAGUGUCACUGCUGAGGUCACAUCCAGCAGUGGAUCUCCAGUUUACAUAUCCAGAUUAGAGGGUAUCCAGGACGCCCUCCAGAGGGCGCUGUCCUCAAUGCUGCAGCAGUCCCCCCACAGGAGGGUGGCGCUGGUCACCUUCAAUGACGAGGUCGUAAUAUAUGGGGAUGGCACUGGUACUCCUCUCACUCUCAGGGACUGGGCGUUGGUUGACUACGACCAUAUAUGGCAACAGGGCGUGGCUUAUAGCAUCCCACACUGUAUCGCUGAGACGCACCACCAACUAGUACAGAGGGUCAACGACCUCAGGGAACACGGCGCUACGUGUCUCGGUCCUGCAGCGUUAGCCUCGGUCGCCAUGGCGUCCAGGUAUCCCGGGUCAAAGGUGAUCUUGUGUACCGACGGCAAGGCAAACAUUGGACUGGGUGAGAUGGAGCUGACUCCCUCUCUGCCCUCCUCUCUGCUCACUCCAUAUUUCUACAGACAGCUGGCUCUUCAGGCUGUGGGGAGCGGAGUUAUAAUAUCGGUAAUAACCUUUGAAGGGACAGACUGUCGCCUGGCAGACGUUGGGAGACUGGCAGACGCUACCGGAGGAAGGGUGAACAUCGUCAGCAUCGAUGCGGUUGCAACAGAGAUCCAGUUGGCCUCCGUGGACAACAUACUUGCAACCGGAGUCACGGCAACCGUGUUUGCUCCUGAUGGAGUGUAUUUUCCCUAUGAGGAUGAAAACAAUCACACACUGGUGAGAGAGAUAGGCAACGUGACCAAAGGGCUGGAGAUCACCAUCCAGUUUGCUGUAAAACCAGAAUUCACGGAAGUUUUCCUGCAGAGGGACACACUUCCAUUCCAACUGCAGCUGAGCUUCAAGACAAGAGACCGACAAGGACUGACUCGCGUUAUUACUGAACAGCGACCGGUUACCACCUGCAGUCGUAUUUCGGCUGGUAACCUCAACAUGGCGGUGCUCGGCGUUCACUGUGCUCAACUCAGUGCCAGUUUAACAAUGGAGGGUCGAGUGCAGGAAGCACAGAGGCAACUAAAAGCACGGCAAGACCUGCACAAACAAAUCAGUAAGCAGAGGCCUUUCCAAGAGGAAGAGAGUAUCUAUGGCAACUGGAUGGACACCAUGACAACAAUCUGUGAUGACAUCACAAUGGAAUCCCAGACUCUCUCUGAUGAAGCAGCGAAGAUAAUGUACCAGAUGAAGAGAGCCAGCAGUGUCAGCAACAACCACAACAACAGCAGCAGCAACACAAUUGAGAUCCAGAAGAAGACGAGGAGGAAGACAAAGGUCCUCAUGGACACAAUGAUGUCCUUAUGCGGAAGCUUUCUGUCAGACGAGCAGUUCCUGUGCUCAAUCUGCCUCGACGUGUUCACCAACCCUUCGACCACGCCGUGCGGACACAGCUUCUGCAUGGCCUGCAUCAGCAAAUACUGGGACGGAUCUAAGGUUUACCAGUGUCCUCUGUGUAAGAAGACCUUCCGGAAGCAACCAGAGCUCCAGAUCAACAGGACGCUGCGAGAGAUUACUAUUGAGUUCAAAUCAAUGACAGGAGGGGGGAACAAUAAGAGAGGGGGAAGAGGAGGAGGAGGAGCAGGAGGAGCAGCAGGAGCAGCAGGAGCAGCAGGAGCAGAAGGACGUAUGGGAGGAGGAGGAGGCAUACCGGGCGAUUUAAUUGAGGAAUUGAAGAAGAAGUUGCCUCGAUCUACGCUAUACACAUCACUGCCGAUGCCCUGUGAGAUCCAAGAGUCUAUGCUUACGACACCAGACUCGACCCCAAUGGCUUCUUCGGUACCGAACCACAGUACGACCGCUGCCCUGACAAACCCCUCCGGAAAUUCUCUGCCGUCCCCGUACAAUUGGAGAGGCCGGAGAAGGUUCACCGUGACCGGGGCCGCAAUAAGCACGAGGCUCCCCGUCUGUGAGAUCCACCACAGAGGAAUAGUGAUUUACUGUAAGACGGAUCAAGUAUGUAUCUGUCCUGAAUGUGAGACCGAGUACCAUCAGGAUCACGACACAGUGACCCUCGAAGCCGAGUGGACGGAAACCAAGGACCAGCUGAGUGAGUCGGAGAAGGAAUUUAAGGAGAUGAUCAGACAGAGAAUCCGGAAGAUUGAGGAGAUCAAACUGUCAUCGACUGAGCUGGAGUUGGCGGUGGAGCACCACACGGCGGGCAGCGUUUGCCUGUUUUCUGAGCUGGUGUCGACCAUCGAGCGCUCCCAGGCGGAGCUGUUGGAGGCGAUGGAGACGAGCCGCAGGGCGGCGGCGCUGCAGGCCGACGCCAUGAUACGACAGCUGGAGCUGGAGGUUGAAGAACUGCGGAGGAGGGGAAGCGGCCUCGCCCAGCUCGCCCAGUCCGAUGACUACAUCCACUGUGUGAAGACCUUCCCCACGCUCUCCAUUCCUCCACCUGUCAAAGACUGGUCCGGGGUGUCGGUGACCUCUGACCUGGGAACGGGGCCCAUCUACAGGUCGCUGGCAGCUCUGCUGGAGAAGUUCCAGGAAGAGCUUUUGAUAAUCGCAGAAGCAGGUUUUCCUGACUCAGCACUGGCGCUCGGUCAAGUCCCACAUCAGCCCAAGACGACGAGGGUGGAGGAGUACGCAGUGGACGUGACUCUGGAUGUCAACACCGCUCACCCGAGACUCAUUCUGUCCGAGGACAUGAAGAGUGUGAGGUGUACCGAUCGACACCAGAUGCUGCCGGACAACCCGGAGAGGUUCGACAGGGUGGUGUGUGUGGUAGGGAGGGAGGCCAUCUCCUCUGGGAGGCACUACUGGGAGGUGGAGGUGGGCGGGAAGACGGACUGGGAUCUUGGAGUCGCCAGACAAUCAAUCAACAGGAAGGGGAAGAUUGAAGUUACCCCGAGCAACGGAUACUGGUUCCUCAGUCUGAGAAACAGGAAGAAGUACGCCUUUCGCAGUGAACCCUCCACAGACGUCCAUCUGGACCUCCGACCUCACCGGAUCGGGAUAUUCGUGGACUUCGAGAAAGGACAGGUGUCUUUCUACAACGUCGACGCCAAAAUUCACAUCUACACCUUCAGUGACACGUUCAGCGAAUGCAUCUUCCCGUUCUUCAGCCCCUGCACUAAUAAAUCUGGGAAGAACGACGGGCCGCUAAUUAUCACUCCGGUGUACACAACGGAGUGACAGAGCAACACCUGGAUGCCCUGUAAAACAAAUGUAUUCAAAAAAAAAAAAUAUAUAUAAAUGUGUAUAUAUUUAUAUAUAUAUAAAUAUAUGUGUAUAUAAAUAUGUUCAUAUUUCUUUGAUAUAAUUACUCUGUUGGGUUCUCUUGUCAGACUGUAAAUAGUUUAUAAAUGCAGGUGAGGAAUUUGUAUUUUAAUUGAUUUGCUGAUUUUAUUAAAAACAAAUAUUUUUUGCAGUGA